GUGGCUCUCUGCGAGCGGUUCGCCAUCGCGCUCCGGCUCGCGUUUCCUGGGAGCCGUGCGCCGGUGCCCCAGGCGGCUCUGCGGGACCUGGCUGCUGGGGGCGCCACUGACGAAGCUGAUUUGUCUGGCUCGGGCAUCAGGCGCGCGUGGCAGUGCCUCCGCGGGCUCCGAGACGGGUUCACAACGGCCUUGGCCACCGUCUCGGCUCGCGCCGCG
Messenger RNA from Prorocentrum cordatum, 216 nucleotides. The record is from the annotation of a GenBank genome assembly. NCBI's taxonomy places the organism in Eukaryota, Dinophyceae, Prorocentrales, Prorocentraceae.